Molecule: messenger RNA, 6777 nt
Organism: Westerdykella ornata
Lineage: Eukaryota; Fungi; Ascomycota; Dothideomycetes; Pleosporales; Sporormiaceae
Exons: 1
Coding region: 45-6617 (2190 amino acids)
Biological process (GO): double-strand break repair via homologous recombination; replication fork processing
Cellular component (GO): nucleus; Cul8-RING ubiquitin ligase complex
Source: RefSeq, a predicted model, not a curated record
CAUUGUACCCCACACGUAGUUCCCACAGACAUGUUCUGUUCCAAAUGUCCGGAUGGCGACUAAAAGGGUUUGUCCAGGACUCAGAUGAAGAGGAUGAUGGUCUGGACAGCUUAUCUACCAAUUCUUCCUCACCAACGCCUCAAAGCAUCUCCGAUACACACGUCUUUCCCAAGCCACAAGCCGCAAGCUCGUCGCAACGCUCGAGAUGUUCCCAAGAUGCCAUUGAAUCCCCCGAAAAGCCAUACGGAACGCUGGUCAAUCCAGAAAAGCACGCGGAGAAAGUUGAACAACCGCUGGUCGCAUCUCCGUUCACCACACCGGCUCACCAAAGGAAACCCACUGAGAGUCCCGAUCCACUUCAAGGAUCGCCAACCCCGAAGCCCGCUCCUGUCACACAGCUUGCCAGCAAUGCGUUGAUAUCAGAUCGAUCGGGAGUCGUGGACACCUAUCCACGCCUUUCAGUCUCUGAAAGCGAUGAGGAUGAUCUCUCAGACUCGCCGUCAGACGUCGAUACGCCGCACCCAAUCCUCACUUCGCCGCAACGUAGACCAGAGGUCCAGGUGGUUAUUCCGCAGCCUUCGACAGCGUGGCUUCUGAGCACAACAGAGAGAGUGGGCCGUUCAUUGCGUGCAAGGAAGCCCAUACAGUUGCAUCCAUAUCUUCUUGAAGGGGAGAUGUACAGACGAGAAUGCCAGAAAAGAGGAAUCAAGCCUGUACCCAGACCCAAAUCUCCCGCGCGUCGAGCUCGUCACGAGGAAGAUGAAUCCCAAGAGCAGGACUUCGACCCGGUCUAUCAGAGCCCUCUGAACAGUCCGCCACCACGCCUGUUGUCCACACCGAUUAGAGGCGACCGGGGAGGUGUGCGUCGCCAUGCCCACUCGGCUGGUCGUCCACGCAGUGGCGGGAAAAGGCAGGCCCAUGGACCACACAAUGCUCCAUGGAGUCAGCCAGAUGUGCCUUCCGCGAAUGGUCGUAAGAGGCGCAAGCUGGACGCUGCGUUCUCAAUGAGCCCAGGACCAUCGGGCGGUGAAGUUAAUACGAGGGAUAGGCCGACAGCCAACGGGAUUGCGCAAGAACAUGUUGACGUAUGGGGCAUUCCAGACUCCCCCCCGGAGUCCAGCAGCCCAGGCGGUGGCAAUCGCACUUCCCCUGAUCCGGAGCUACGGAAACCUCCGAGAAUAGGGAUUGUGCACGUUCGCAGCCUACCUACACCUUCUGACUCUCCCGACAUGCAGGAAGAGGAUCCAGGUGCGGGAGCACCGAAUACGAGACGUGCCGGACGAUUCCGCCCCAUCGUCGUAUCCUCGGAAGACUCCAGUACCGACUCGUCAAUUUCUAGCCCCGACUCUGAGAGCGAGGCUGAAGCGCAGGUCAUCAAAAAGAAGAUCAGAGGUGUGCUUCCGGCGUCUUGGAUACGUUUUGAUCAGCAGAGACAACGGAAAAAGAAACAAAUCGCCAGGUCACAGAGCAACCAUGGCAGUAUUCCUGAACGAGAGGAGCUGCAACGAGGAGUAGCUCAACGAAUUCUGAGGCCGGCAGCGCUCCCACCACGAGCCUCGGCACCCGCGGAUCCGGAAGUUAUUGAGAUCUUGGACGCAUCGGACGAUGGAGAUGAUAGGGUACUGCCAGGAAAUCCUAAUGAUGUCCAGAAGGCUGCUCGAGAAGCUGCGGAACUGGCUGCACAGUAUGAUCGUCGUUAUGAUAUUGAUGACGAUCUAGCAAGCAUGGAAAACGACCGCCUCCCUCUCUACUCGCUCGGCGGGACUGCCAGUGGCCGGAAAAGAAGACAUCGUCAACUGAAGUUGACCGAUGCUUUCCCAGCCUCCAAAAGACAACGUGUAUUGAACGAUGAGCUCCGAAUCCCCGCAGGCUUGGGUAGUCGUAGAGGUGACGACGCCUUUCGGAGGACGCAGCAGAAAACUACCCGAACACGGAAGACUUCACGUGACCCGCCUGCUUUGAGCAUCAUCGACGUAGCUGAAUCUACAGCUGGGACCAAUCCAAUACCGCAAUUCAUGAAAAUAGCCAUGAGACGAGUCCGUCAACGUGCUGAUCAGGGUCGGCAGUCGCCAACAAACAAACAUAUACGGUUAUCCACAGCGCAGGAUACCGAAGACGCUUGCUCAAUACUACGGCAAUGGACGAAUGGGGAAAUUCGUCGGAGGCCGAAUGCAAGAGCGCAAACUGGUGAGCAUCCACCCUCCACAGUUCGAAAACCCCAUGAAAAAGAGAUGCGCUUCCCACGGACGCCCAUUGCCGCCAUUGCGCCGUCUGGAGCACCCCCGCCCAUUGGUAUGGAUCUCAUUGCUUUACGGAGAAAAGAAGAAGCCCUUGAAGAUGGCUCAAUUCUAGCCAGUACUGCCCGCACGCAAUUGCCAAAAAAGCAUUCCAAUACACCCCUGAUACUCCCGGCGAAAGGAAACCAUCGUUCUGUUGUCCGAAGACAGGCACCAAAUUUCCGGACUGCACAACUGGAGGGCCUUGAGUCAGAAUAUGGCAAAGGUUCAAGCAAUAUCCAGUUUCAGCGAGGACUGCGACGUGCUGACUUGUCAUAUAUGCCCGCCGCGACCCGCUGGGUACCAUCCAUAAAUCCCCAGCUUGCAAGAUUUCUAGCCCAAGAUGAGACUGCGCUUCUGUCUCCUUUACCCAACGAGGACGUAAGCAAGGCCAAAUUGGCCGAAGCUAUCGACAAGGACGUGUCAGCGAAGAGAACUCAGCAUCGUCGCCUCCGCAAGAAACGCGCACAGAGAGUAGACGUAGAGGCUAGAGAAUACAGACAACCAAGCCAGCCGACACCCAUGGAUUUGAUUGACAAUGAACCCGCAGCGCAUGACACAACAGCUGAUCACGCCGGUCUCGAGGGACUUGGUCCUUACGGGACCGUGUAUCCUACAUCCUUCGACAUAUCGCCACUCCCCAUUGGAACGUAUUUCCAUUCGGAGACUUUCAUCGGUCAGGAAGAGUUGAAACGAGCCUUACUCGUUUCACAAAGAGAUAUGGAUACGUUCCCCGGCCAUCACAUCUUUCAAGUUGGUUCUGAACAUGUCAGGUGCGGACCAUGGACGGACGAAACCUGGACUCGGAUUGCCUCAUCAUUCGAUUCCUCGUGGAGUGCUUCCGAUCCUUCCCGCCUUGCCGCAAUGUCGUCAACACUUAGGUCGCUGAUCAAGUACAUUAACACCAACCUCAGUUUCCUGGAUGCAAUCGACAGGAGAGACUUUGUGCUACGGAUGAAGAAUCUGCUGAGUUCGCAGUCCGAGAGAAUCCUAAGCAUCGAUUGCACGUGCGAUGACCCAGCUCGUCCUGUUGCGACGAAGAAUGAAAUUGUCCGCCCUUUAGGAUACAUUCUCGUGAUCAGCCUCCAACUUUUUCUGGUAGCACAGCACGUCGUUGUCGAGUCUUCUAUUCGUGAUCUCAUGGCGGCGUUCAUCUCAAGCUCCGCCAAAACAAUCAUACAACAUAUCAUCCGCCGUGGCAUUCCAGACCUGGGAAUAUUCCUGGAGCGGAACCGCAGCUUACUGGGUCGCGAGAGCGGUAUCCAAGAUAAGGAUAUACUGGUCGAGAGUGUUGUAAUAUGCAUGGUUACGCUGAGACACGCAGGCAUUCCUGGCUCUGGAUUUUGGGACCUUGUCAGCCAGGAACUGUCCUCUCUGAUAAAGAACACCAAGCAUGUGAAGAAGCUAGAUUCCGUUUGGGCAACUGUCUUCACUCUUCUUCCUUUCGUGGAGAUUGACGCGUCAGGUGUACUCAUUACGAAGCACAGGUUCGAACUGGCGAACGAGAACUGGGCGUUCGUAAAAGACAUUCUGCAGCAGGUUUUCUCGCUUUACCCUGCCUCAAAAGCCGAAAUGAGCUCCUCUCUGAACGAGUAUGUCAGAGCGAAUCUCAGGAGAUGUCAUGAACUCAUCAAGACAUGGCAUUGGGUGAAAUGCGACCCCAUGCUCACCACAGUGCUUGGAUUCUUCGCCAAGCGUCAUUAUCGUCCAUUAUCCGGGGAGGAAGAUAGAGGUUCUCCAACCUUCUUGCAAGACCUUGGGGAAGAGCCCCAACUAAGCCUCAUGCCAUGCGAUAGCGCCUUCCAUAUCUUUUUAAAGAGUGUGGCCUUGGGAGUGAAUGGAAUGAGGAAUGUGUAUGCGGAGAAAAUAGUCCGCAGUUUCGUAUCCCGCUGCAUUCCAAACCAUGAUCGAACUUAUCCCAAGGAGAAGAGCUUGGGACAGGACUCCUUGAAUGCAUUGAGGAACAACCAUGACCUUCUUUGCACCCUAUAUCGGGCGUCACCCCCUUCCUGCCGCCCCAAGGUCACAUUGCUUCGACGCCUGGUGGACCACGAAGGCUCCCAUAGGGAAGCAUGCCGUCUCAAUGUGCGGGCUUGGGAAAAUCUUACUCUUUUCCAAUUAUCAACCGGAGAACCAUACGAAGUCAUGCAACCAUUUGCAGAGUGGCAUAAAGAAAUCAUGGAACAAACUUUGAAACAAUAUCGAUUGGCAAAGACUGAAGCGGAUGAAUUCCUGAAGAUUAAAGACCACGACGGUUCAGCCGAUGUAGAUGCUCGAAUGGUACAGUUGACGAUGGGCAGAAAUCAGAAACAAGCCAUUGCCACUUUACGGGACUGUGUUGCUGGCAUACACCGAGCAGUGCAAAAGAAUCCAGGGGUCAUGUUCAUGAAGGAUUUUCUCAUCGACUCCGGCGUCGUUCAACUAUUAGAACUGAUUCAUGUGGAUGACCAAAGGUUAUCGAUAGUCAUACGCAAAACUCUGGCGAUGUUGCGCGUAUUCAUCUCUAGUCAAAACAAGCAAGAUCCCAGGCUUGAGAGCCAGUCCAACAACGAGGAGAGCCAGGACUAUGGAGACUUUCCAGACAUUGAGGACCUCGAGGAUAUUGCUCAAGAGAUGAAAGAACACCCUGUUCUCGACUGGAUUCAAUCCCCUCUUUGGCACCUGCUCUCAAAUGCUUUCGGCACAGAAUCUAUGCCAGACGACAACCUUCUCAUGGAAUGCGUUGACACGUGGGUCCAACUUGCUGUGUGCCAGGUCUCCAUGGGAUUGCGCUCAUGGUCCCAUUAUGUGGGUCCUUUCAGUCCAGUCUCCUGGCAGCAACUUCGCGAUACAGAACAGAGCCGGAAAUUUAGGCCAUACUUCAUGGCAACGCUGUUGCGCACGAAAUCCGCUGCAUAUAAGGAGCACCGUUCCGACUUCAUGGGAACACUACUGGUCUCUCUCGUUGAACGUGAGGCCUUGCUCAGGUUCCAAUACCGAUUGUUACACGUGCUUGUACAGUCAAGCCAGGAAGAGCCGCUUCUCAAGAAUAUCCCAUUUUACAGGGACAAUCGAACAGGCGAAUUUGAUAUCACGGCUGAUACCUUGAAGCAGCGCCGACUGUCAUUGUUGUCUAGCAUUCUGGCCAACAUGCAAGAUGACAUCUACCGAGCGAAACUUGAGGAGCCUUAUCGAGUCGCUGAACUGAAAAGGGAAUACGCCUCGUUACUCGACAGCAUGAUGUUGGCGAUGAAGAACAAUUACCUGCAACUGGGCCAACGCUCCACUGUCGCUGGCGCGUAUGUGGAGUUUGUACAGAAAAUUGUCCACUUUCUCAAGCAGUACAGUUCCGACAUCUGCACAGUCAACGCCUUCUUCACCGACUCCAUCGCUUUCCCUCUUCCAGCUACCGACCCUCAUUAUGUCGUAGGCCGCUUGUGCGGAUACGCCCCGAAACUGCAAAACCCAGGGAUCGCAAAGCAGCUGGUGACCUUCGUGCAUACUGUGGCUCAACAGGCCGCGAAAGACAACCAUGGCGAGUAUCUCGUGCGACAGCUCUCUACGGCAUUAACAAAUGAAGAAGACCCAUCUCUAAGCAUAUCCCCACUCCGCAGUCUCUUCCUCCAGGAUAUCGUACCAGCCUAUAUCGAGGUCGCCUUCUCCAGUGUAACCGGUUUCCUGAUUGCGAAACCCGUACUACAAUCCCUGAGAACCAUACUGAAAGUUCUACCCUUUGAGUUGCGUGUCAACGACGAUGCGAGCGUCGAGACCGUUUUCAAGAAUAUCAGCAGUAUCUCGUACGCCUUCAUCCGCAGCAUCGAAACGUUGAACCAAACACCCCCUCUCCUGAGCAAACCCCACGUCAUGCACGCCAUUUCGCUCAUGCUGGACGCGCUGGCCGCGGCGAUUCCGACACUGGAGUACAUCAUCGCCCGGGCACUGGGGGAACAGCGAAAACAUCCCAUUGUCAUCUACUGCACUAAAUUCGUGGCCUCUAUCAAAUCGGCCAUGACGGACAGUCACUCCAACUCAGAACUCCCGCCCACCACCGCAUUUCCCGUUUCCGACGUCCUGCGCCACCAACCCUCCGACGUUCUCACCUUCUGCAAUCGCAAUCUACAAGACGCGCUCAAGGCACAUUGGACGGAGAUGGGAAGCGGAGCCAUUUUUUUCGGGCAUGGCCAUGCGAGGAAAGAGGUGGUUGUUGAUGUUGGCUCGGAAGAGGAGGAGAUGUGGAGGUUGGAGAGGGCUGGGAGGGAGUUUUGCGAUGUUGUGCGAUGGGUUUAUGGUGACGAUGAGCAGGAUGCAGGGGACCGAGUUGGGGAAGGGGGUAGGUAUGCCCUUUGCACAGCGGAGGGAUGAACGGUGAGGAUGCAAGAGACUGGGGAAAUGUGAUGUUUUCGCGAAGGAUGAGCGAGGCAUGCAUAGUCAAGCCAUCGCCAAGACACAUUGGUAGUACGCCAUAUGCAGCCCUUUCAGUAGAGCCGGCAUGGGCGCGAUCUGAACCAAGGCUAUACAGCUC